CCUCUAACAGUCACUCCCUCUUCCCUCUGGGGUUGGUGUGCUUGUGUUUAGUUCUCAGAGAUAGUCAAAUAGGAUUCCUUUGGGAAGGGACACAAAUCACUCCCAUUUUAACAAGAGGAACAACACGGGAUCUGCAGCCACAAGGGUCCUCCUCUUCUUGAUUUCCAAUUUCUUAUUCAUUUCCAUUUGACAGGGAAUAUCUCUGCAAAAGGAAAACAAAGACAGAGAAAAGGAAGAAAAAAACAACUUGUCAGGGGUUGAUGCCAUUUGAUCUAGCACAAUCUGAAAGCUCUAGUUGAUCCCAGAGCCCAUAGAGCAAGUCUCUUUAAUACGGGGGGGAUAUCGUCAAAAACCUCAAGUGAGAUUCUGUUAAUUUGCACUGUCUUGCGUUUCGCUCGUUUGUCUUUUUAUCACUGUUUGAAUUGCUGUUCGUCUCUGACACACCUGGAUUUCGAUAAGUCGUCUUUGGACUCUUUUCGUCUUUUUCGCUUGGUUUGAAGUAACAGACAAGACUGUCACUGGCAUCAACGCGGACCCGGUACUCGCUCGCGCCCACGUUGUUACCCUCUUUUACCUGUGAUUAGAGAAAACACAUUUUGGGACACUCAAACGGAGAGAGGGAGCGCGAUUUUUUCAUGUUUGGGAUUCAGGAGAGCAUCCAGAGGAGUGGGAGUAGUUUGAAAGAGGAACCCAUCGGAUCCGGUAUGAACGCAGUUCGGACAUGGAUGCAGGGAGCCGGGGUGUUGGAUGCGAACACCGCCGCUCAAAGUGGAGUGGGUCUUGCCCGGGCGCACUUUGAGAAGCAACCGCCAUCAAAUCUUCGGAAAUCCAAUUUCUUUCACUUCGUUUUGGCUCUAUAUGACAGACAAGGACAACCAGUGGAAAUCGAAAGGACUUCUUUCCUCGGUUUUGUCGAGAAGGAAAAGGAAUCCACUGGAGAAAAGACCAACAAUGGUAUACACUACAGACUGCAACUUCUCUACAGUAAUGGUAUCAGGACAGAGCAGGACUUUUAUGUGCGACUCAUCGACUCCAUGACUAAACAGGCCAUUAUUUAUGAAGGUCAAGACAAGAACCCAGAGAUGUGCCGAGUGUUACUGACACACGAGAUCAUGUGCAGCCGCUGCUGUGACAAGAAGAGCUGUGGCAACCGCAACGAGACCCCGUCUGACCCAGUCAUCAUCGACAGGUACCGUAACACAGUCCUCCACUGGCUCUGCUACUCCUAG
Molecule: messenger RNA, 1229 nt
Organism: Salvelinus sp. IW2-2015
Lineage: Eukaryota; Metazoa; Chordata; Actinopteri; Salmoniformes; Salmonidae
Product: transcription factor COE1-A
Biological process (GO): regulation of transcription by RNA polymerase II
Molecular function (GO): DNA-binding transcription factor activity, RNA polymerase II-specific; RNA polymerase II cis-regulatory region sequence-specific DNA binding
Source: RefSeq, a predicted model, not a curated record